AUGUCGAUGGUAAUUUCAUCAGCUUCAACACCUUCAUCUCACACGUCACCAAUACCAAAGACGCCUCAACCAUUACAAGAUAUAUCUCUUCCCGAACCGAAUUUAGGACCCAAUACGAAUUCAGAAUCGGGACCUUCUUCACAACGUAUGUAUCCUAAAAUCACCCAUCGUCGCGAUCCCGAUAUAAUUAUAGAUGAAAAUAUGGAUAUGAAUAUGGAUAUGGAUAUGAAUAUGUCAAGAGAUAUAACACCUUCAUCACCGUCUGAUUUAGCGGUAGAUUACGCUUCACCUUCAAUGAGUCUAGGAUCAAUGGAAGGAAGUCAUUCAAUAUCUACUGGAAGUACGAGUGGUUUAGGUGAAGAUGAUCACGUCCAUUCUCACGGUCAUGAUCAUGAUCAUGAUGGUCAUGGGCAUGGACACUCACAUGGUCAAAUUGAUAUGGAUAAAUUCUUGAAGAAAAUGGAAAUGGAAAAGAAAAUGCAAGCGCUCCAACAACGUCUGGAAUUAGCCUCGAUGAAAGCUACCAAUGGAUGGAAAGAUAUGUCGAUAAAGGAGAUCGAGACUAAACUUCCCCCUACACCUCUCCGCUCGCGAAAAUCACAGCUUCUCCCUUCAUCUCCCAUUACCAAAUCUCCUACGCGCUCAUCCCCACUACCAUACGAACCUCCUUCCCCUUCUAGACCAUGGCAACUGAUCGACGUUUUGUGGCAACCUUUACCGCCACCUACUCAUGGUCGCUAUCCAACUUCGCCUUCAAGUCCAAAGAAACGAUCUAGAACUGACGAUACCGACUUAUCACUAUCACGCACAUCUUUGACUGGAUUAGGUCUACCUCUCAGUCCAAAUAGACAAAGGAAAUCACCAAUGUCAAAUCACAUACAUCGUAGAGCUUCAAGCUCGAUCACAGCGCAAGAACGGGAUCGCAUCAACGGAAACCUCAAUCUUGGUAAUGGAUCUGGUGCUGGUCCUUCUUCACCUUUGAGGUAUGGACUUGAAAAUGCAGUCAAUAACUCAAAUUCAAGUUCAAGUAAAAAGAAACGAUCACAAAGUCAUUCGACACACAUGAUAAACAGAAGAAAAGAUAAUUCAUCGUCAUUGACAACAAGUCAAGAUGUUGAUGCUGCAAAAGCUCUAACGUACAUGUUACAAUCUUCUUCCUCAAGUGGAAUUUCAGACGAUGAUUUACCUCUUCCACUUCAAUCUAACAGUAGAAGAAAUUCAAACGUUAUUAUGAAUGGAUUAUCAGCACCUGCAAUGACGAAAAAUGAUCGAUUGACGAACUCAUUACCUAUUCCAGAAGCUUUUGCACGUAAUGGAUCCACAUCACCUUCUUUACGUCCUGGUGCAUUGCAAUUACCUUUAUCAAUCAAUACGACUCCAAGAUCAAAAGAUUCAAAUACUAGAAAUAGAUUACCGGAUAGUGGUAGUACGACUACUUCGGUUGAUCAAAGAGGUGAAGAAGAUAAAAACGCUGCUGAAUUAAUGAUGUUUCUCGCUCAUUCACCUUCACCAAUGAAAAGAUUUAGUGGUCAAAAUGCACCUGAACCUGAAAGUCCAACUAAUUUCAGACCCAGUCUAGGCGCAGCAGCAAGAGUCCUAUUCGCGGAUGAUGAUUCGAGACCAGCAGCAUCCACAUCAAGAUUUCCCAGUCAGCCAGAUAUAGGUCAAAGCAACUUGGCUCUAGCACCACCUAUAACUCCUUAG
Messenger RNA from Kwoniella shivajii, 1704 nucleotides. RefSeq lists its product as uncharacterized. The record is from RefSeq and is a predicted model, not a curated record. The transcript is spliced from 3 exons. NCBI's taxonomy places the organism in Eukaryota, Fungi, Basidiomycota, Tremellomycetes, Tremellales, Cryptococcaceae. Bases 1 to 1704 code for a protein of 567 amino acids.